Molecule: messenger RNA, 414 nt
Organism: Synchiropus splendidus (mandarinfish)
Lineage: Eukaryota; Metazoa; Chordata; Actinopteri; Syngnathiformes; Callionymidae
Product: cystatin-like
Exons: 3
Coding region: 1-414 (137 amino acids)
Molecular function (GO): cysteine-type endopeptidase inhibitor activity
Source: RefSeq, a predicted model, not a curated record
AUGUUCUGCCUGGGUUCUGUGCUCGUAUGUUUCUGGGUCCUCACUGCGGCCGCUGCUCCGGGUGGCUCUGGUUUUCCUUAUGACGUUGAAAUCGACAGCAAAAUAUUGUCGAGGGCUCGGUUUGCCGUGCGGGAGUUCAACAAAGUCAACAAGGAUCCAUUUUACUUCACCCUGCUGGAGGUCCAGUCGGCGAAAGCUCAGGUGGUUGCUGGGAUCAACUACAUCCUGGAGGUGAAGCUGGUGCGCACUUCCUGUCUGAAGGGCAACACCACUGGUGAAUCCUGUGUCCUCAAGCUAGGCAUGAAUGAAAACUUGAUGUUUGAGGAGUUCCAGUGUCACUUUGUGGUUUUGGAGGUCGUCUGGGAAGAUUCUCGAAAUCUGACUGAAAUGAACUGUAAUCCGCUUCCACCCUGA